GUCUGCGCAUUGCAUAAUUGAGCCCAAGUCUCCUGCCUCAGGCCGGACCCUCAACAACAAUGCAGGACAAUUGCUAAAACGCGACGAUUUGUACACAACGACGCACACACGCUCGCACCGUUGUACAGAGACCGCGGUGUUCAAGUUUAAGAAGUCGAAGUCGUCGUGAGGAGGCGGGCGCGAGUCGCCGCUUCUUCUCAACCCUCGCGGCUCCUCGGAGGCGAAGAUGGCGGACGCCGCCAUUCAGCCGACCCACGGCGCCAGUGCGCACAGCUCCAGGGAAGGCGAGGAUGUUAACGGCGACACGGAGGCUGCAGGGGAGAGUGGCGGCGGAGGUGGUGGUGGUAGCAGCGGCAAAGUUGCAGCUGCCACAACUGCUGUGCCGGCAACAGAGGUGUCGGUAGCCGCAGGCAAAGGCUCCGCGGAGAAGCGCAAAGCGGAGAGCGGCGCCGACUCCUCCUCCUCCUCGGCGGAGGAGGAGACCGAGGAGGAGCCGCGCAGCCGCAAGAAGAAGAAGAGCCGCAAGAAGAAGCACCGGCGCAAGGGCAGCAGCCGCUCCAAGAAGUCCAAGAGCAAGGCCGACUCGGACAAGGAGGACCGCGGCAGCGGACGCAGCCGGCGCAGGAAGGCGAGCGGGGAGGCCACGGAGAUACCGGAGCCUACGACGAAAGAUUCACUGGCCGGCGGUGGUGACGGUGGGUGCUUGCAGGCGGUGGCGGCCGACGCGAAAGGCGGCGGCGGCGGGACCCGGGACGGCGCGGAAGGAGGAGCAAAGGAGGCCCGGGUGCGGUCGAGCGCCGUCGCCGACAGCGGAGGUGAGGAGGUGAGAGCCGGACAGGAGGUGACGGAGAGCGCCGGCCGUGCGUCGUCGGAGGUGGAGGCGGCGAAAGGCAAGGUGGCGGGGAGCAAGGAGGAGAUGGGAGGAGCGUCUCUGGGCGGUGCAGGCGCUGCGGCUUCGUCGGACCCGAGCGGCAAGGGAGUCCCGGAGAAGGAGCGCGAGGUGGAUCCGUCGGAGGUGCGACGUGUGGAGAACGGCGGGAGGAAGAACGGAGACGGCGGUGGCGCCGAGUCUACGGGAAAGUUGGGCGAGGCAAGUAGAGGGAGCCCGAAACGAGUCGUGGAGGAAAAAAGUAAGAGCGGCUCGGAGAACGAUGAGUCGGACGCAGACACCAAGAAGGGAAAGAACGUCAAGAACGCAGGUUCAUCUUCAGAGCUGGACUCGGACUUUGAAAUAACAGACGACAGUGAAAAUCCGGCCGUGUCGAUGCUUUCGGUGAUUGCGCGGCAUAUCAAUUCCACAGGGCAGCCAGGUGGGCGGCCGUCGACGGCCAAGGAGGGCGGCGCGAGGGGGCGUCCGCAGGCCGGCUCGCGAUCCGGCUCCGACGAGCGCAAGUCGAGGGAGCGGAGCGCGACCCCCGAGGUCCCCGCCAGGAGGCGGCCGACCCCCUCGCGCUCCCGCUCGCGACAGAAGUCUCCUUCUCCGUCGCGGGAGCGCCGGCGGAGAGGCUCCAGCCCCGUGGCCCCGCGCCGCCGCACGCGCUCCCGCUCGAGGGAGCGGCAGGCGAAGGGCUCGGGGCGGGACCGGCAGAGGAGGGACUCGCGGUCGGCCUCGAGGAACCGCAAGCCGCGCAGCCGCUCGCGGUCGGCCCAGCGGCCUCGCGACGUCCGCGCCAAGUCUCGCUCCGCGUCUCGCGACCGGCUCCGCAGGGGACGGGGGGGCCGCUCCGCGUCUCGCGAGCGGAACCGGCGCGAGCGGAACCGUUCGCGCUCCCCGUCGCCGCCGCCCCCGAGGAAUCGGGGCCUGCGGGCGAGGUCUCGCACGCCGUCCACCGGGAGGCGGGCGAGGGGGGCGAGGGCGGCGACGCCGCUGCUGCCGCCUUCUCGCGACCGUGGCCGGAGGCAGACGUCGCGCGAUCGAGGCCGGAGAGGGAAGUCCAGGUCGGUGUCGCGGGAUCGAACGCGGAGGCAGAAGUCGAGGACUUUGUCGCGAGAUCGCAACAGGAGAGCGAAAUCGAGGUCGGUGUCGAGAGAUCGCAUCCGAAGGCAGAAGUCAAGAUCAUUAUCUCGGGAUCGCAACAGGAGAGUGAAAUCGAGGUCUGCGUCGCGCGAUCGCAACAGGAGGGCGAAAUCCAAGACGCCGUCUCGCGACUUCAAUCGUAAACACAGGUCGAGAUCUGUAUCUCGCGAUCGCAGCAAGAGGGUUAAAUCCAGGUCUGUAUCUCGCGAUCGCAACAAGAGGGUUAAGUCCAGGUCGCCAUCUCGCGAUCGCAACCGUAGGCACAGGUCGAGAUCGGCGUCGCGCGACCGCACAAAGAGAGCGGUGAAAUCGAGGUCGGCAUCGCGCGAUCGCGGUCGUAAACACAAGUCGAGAUCGGCGUCGCGCGAUCGCGCCAAGCGAGUGCUCAAGUCGAGAUCGGCGUCGCGCGAUCGCAAGCAGAAGGCGAGAAGCGGGUCUGCGUCGCCGGGCCGCGGCGGGAGGUCCCGCUCCGCCUCGCCGGACGGUGGCAAGAAGGCAUCCACGGAGGAGAGCGACGUCGCUGCAAGGGGCGCCGAGGCUCGCUCUCGUUCUCACUCGCCCGGCAAGGAGUGCCUCAAAGUGGAGGGAUUGAAGAUGAACGCGCUGAUGAGGGAGUGGUUGAAGUGGGGGGGAAGGUGGUAAAGGCGGAAGCGGAGGAAGCUGGUGUGGAACGGCCGAGUGGAGGGGAGGCUGUGGCGAAUGAUGUGGCGAAUGAUGUGGCGAUAAAGGUGGAACCCGGUGACGGCUCGACAAAUGAUGGCGGAGGAAAUGCGGGAAAAGCGGA
Messenger RNA from Lethenteron reissneri (Far Eastern brook lamprey), 2801 nucleotides. Its product is annotated as serine/arginine repetitive matrix protein 2-like. The record is from RefSeq and is a predicted model, not a curated record. NCBI's taxonomy places the organism in Eukaryota, Metazoa, Chordata, Hyperoartia, Petromyzontiformes, Petromyzontidae.